Molecule: messenger RNA, 1077 nt
Organism: Leguminivora glycinivorella
Lineage: Eukaryota; Metazoa; Arthropoda; Insecta; Lepidoptera; Tortricidae
Product: serine/arginine repetitive matrix protein 2-like
Exons: 1
Coding region: 1-1077 (358 amino acids)
Source: RefSeq, a predicted model, not a curated record
AUGCACAACAACAACAAAACCAACCCCAGCCCCAAAAUCAAAACCAGCUCCAGCCUCGGCCUUUUGAACCAAACCCUGGACGGGACCCCGGAAAGAGAGAGACGCGGGAGGCACGAGGGGAAAAACGAAACUAUGGACCGCGACCUCAUAUACCCGGCUGAUCUAGGGUUCGCCGCCGAUGAAGCGCCGGGGCAAAGGACACCAACUGAAAAACCCCAAGGGGAAAAAAGGAAGAGGCUAUCACACUCACAUACACCACCACCAUCAUCAACAACACCGCUACCAUCGCCACCUCUACCAGACAUAAUACGCAACACUUCACCGAACACAGAAAACACAGGAAACCCAAAACAGCAGCAAAUACAACAGAAGAACGAUGACAAUAAACCAUCAUCAUCAUCAUCGUCGUCGUCGUCUACGUCCUCGUCCUCCUCCUCGUCUGCCUCGUCUGCCUCGACUGCCUCGCCGCCGCACUCACCGCGCUCACUGCACUCACCAACGACGCCACCACCGAUGUCACCGACAUCAACAACGCCUACAAAAGCUCCUGCAUCACAGCCUCGACCAUCGCCUUUGCCUUCACCUACUUCCUCCUCAUCAUCAUCACCAUCGCCAACACCCUCUUCACCACAAAGGGCAUCACAAAGCACAAAAACAACAACAAAUACGCCAGUACACCCACAGACCCCACAGAUGCUUCCACUUCCAAACCCAACUCCAAAUGGAAAUCCAAACCCAAAAGAGGUAACAACAACACCAACAAAACCCCACAACCAAAGAAACCAGCACAAAAUCAAGCAGUGUACGUUAUGUGGGUAUGUCUCGCGAAAUGGGCAUAUGCUGCGUCAUCAAAGCAGCGUACAUAAGGGACUAAUGGUGGAGAGGGGAAGGAAGGAGUUCAAGAAACAUGGAGCAUUCGAAACAGACACACCAGCUAAGAAGUACUGCCCGCAAAAACACCUGCCUCCGCUGUGGUUGGUGAGGGCGGUCACUGGAGUAAAUAAGAGAUGGCUGGAAGCACUUUACACUGGAAUAAUACCGGAGGACGAGGGCGAGGAGGAGGAGGAGGAGAACUAG